CCCUGUCAAGAUGCUAGUGCUGUUGAUACCUGUUCUGUUGGUGGCUGGUGCCUCCGGGUGCGGCUUGCCCGUCUACUCCCCCAAUGCCAGGGUGGUGAACGGCGAAGACGCCAUCCCCUACAGCUGGCCCUGGCAGAUCUCCCUCCAGUAUGAGAAGGACGGCGAAUUCCGUCACACCUGCGGGGGGUCCCUCAUUGCCCCCAACUGGGUUAUGACAGCAGCACACUGCAUCUCCAAAUCCCGGACCUAUAAGGUGGUGCUGGGCGAAUACGACAUGAGCGCUGAAGAGGGCUCCGAGCAGCACAUCCCCGUCAACUCUGAGGACAUCUUCGUGCACCCCCGAUGGAUCUCCAUCUGCGCGGCCUGCGGCAACGACAUCGCCUUGCUGAAGCUGUCCCACAGCGCAGAGCUGAAUGACAAGGUGCAGCUGGCCUGCCUUCCCCCUGCAGGGGAGGUUUUGCCCAACGAUUACCCCUGCUACAUCAGUGGCUGGGGGCGGCUCUACACCGACGGCCCCCUCCCAUCCAAGCUCCAGCAGGCCAUUCUUCCGGUGGUGGACAACGAGCAUUGCAACCAGCGGGACUGGUGGGGAGGGGUCAUCAAGCAGAGCAUGAUUUGCGCUGGCGGAGACAUCCGAGCUGGCUGCAACGGUGACUCUGGCGGACCCCUCAACUGCCAGGCCGCUGAGGGAAGGUGGGAAGUCCAUGGCAUUGCUAGCUUUGUCUCCGCCUUGGGCUGCAACGCCCUGAAGAAGCCCACUGUCUUCACCCGCGUCUCUGAUUUCGACGGCUGGAUCCAGGAAACCAUUGCUCAAUACCCGUGAUGACCUGAUUGCCUUUUGUGGAACUUCCCUCAUCCCAGAAUAAAGCAGUCGAAAGACCC
This is a messenger RNA of Rhineura floridana, 882 nucleotides long. It is a transcript of the gene CELA3B, whose product is annotated as chymotrypsin like elastase 3B. The transcript has 8 exons. Gene Ontology annotation, biological process: proteolysis. Gene Ontology annotation, molecular function: serine-type endopeptidase activity. The record is from RefSeq and is a predicted model, not a curated record. Lineage: Eukaryota; Metazoa; Chordata; Lepidosauria; Squamata; Rhineuridae. Bases 11 to 823 code for a protein of 270 amino acids.